Molecule: messenger RNA, 2163 nt
Organism: Symbiodinium necroappetens
Lineage: Eukaryota; Dinophyceae; Suessiales; Symbiodiniaceae
Source: the annotation of a GenBank genome assembly
AUGGUACGCUCCGCACAGAUUGCGGGUCCACACGAGAUUUACUUCACCACCCUCCACGCAAAUGGCAGCCUCGACAUGAACACUGACCAUAUCGUGAUUCCGUUCACUGCCGAGAGCGAUGUCACAACGCCCAUGCAUCUCAGCAUCAGUGACUCAGUCCUCUCUGUGACUCUCAACAAAACGCUUCUGAUUGGAAAGACCUACACGAUAUGGAUUGAGCCUAACUCCUUCACGGAUCAAUCAACGACAUUCAUCUUUGACGUUACAGGUGUGCCUACAAACAUUCCAAGAAAUUUCGCCGGGCUGGCACCCGGUGAUGUUGUCUUCACCGUAGUUGAACCCACCGAUCUCGAGCGAAACCCCUACAAAAAGUCCACGAUUCCGGUCUGGGAUGUGGAGGUUGAGGAAAUCGCUCGUCCAGAGAAGGAGCCGCUGAUGCCUCUGCACUUGGACCACUGCUACAUUGACGUUCCGAACUGCACAGAGCGGAACGAAACCAAUGGGAGCAAUACGAGCAACUGCACGAACUUUGAGAACGUCUCUGUGCUCAGUAUCUGCAGCCUGACCCCUCGUUCUGGUAUGGGCUUUGCCGAAGUGAGGGAGAGAGAGAUGUGGCUACAGCCAUGGCACUGGCUGCGUGCCACCACGCACAACGCCACCUUCGAGGUGCAACUCGACGUUCGAGACGCCAACUCACCCGUGCUGAUCAAGUCCAGGGACGAGGAUGUCCACGUGCUGGCGGGCAUGCCGCAGCUUCUGGCCACCUCUCAGAACGAGGGCCCUUUCGUUCUGCAGGACGACUCGUUUGGAGAGCUGUUUGUGGAAGUCUCAGUUGAACCGGCUGGGACUCUUGGCAUCCUUCGAUCUGCUUGGCGAGACUGGGGUGGCCGUGUGAAUGUCACCUUCGACUUUCCGCCGGUCCAGCCAGACUACGGUUCCUUGGGCCAGGGAGACCUGACUCCGACCACCUUGGAGGGACGGCCUGCUUCCAAGCUCUCCUUCUAUGGGAUGGCGGUGUCCGUCGAAGCAGCACUCAGCAAUCUUAGCUAUACAGCACCGGAAGAAUUUGAAGGAGCUGCUCUCAUGAAGGUUCUGAUCCGAGAUGGGGAGUUUGUCCGAGAAGAGGGAAUAGUCAUCAAUGUCCAGCUGCCCCCGACAUCUUUGCAGGUCAUUUCGCAGGCCACGGCAUCCGUUGCAGCCACAGCUUCCACUCAGCACGACCUGAAUUCUUUGGGCUGCGGCUGGAACGUGGAGGAUGGGGCAGGUGCGAUGUCACCCGAGGUUGUCUACCAUUUGACGACCUUCGUUGUGGAUCCCCUGGCCUGUGCUGCUGUCCUCUUCGAGGACUGCGCAUCUCGGCCAGUGCAAGGUGGCCUUGGCGGAUCCUGUGCUCCAGACAUGCCCGAGCACUCGGCAGAGCAGGUUGAGUCUUGGGAGUCGACAGAAAGGGGCUACAAAAUCCUGCAUCUCCGCACGCCCAGUUUCAAGCUACUGCGGCAUCAUUUGCAACACUCUUUGAUCUUCCAUCCUUGCGGUUGUCCGGUCAACAGUCGGUUCGAGUGCAGUCAGACCAUCUACGUGGCAGUGGAGCGCAGGAAUCAGCAAGCGCCGGAAGUUGUGGAGGUGGCCGAGUCGAGCUGCCUCAUGACGGUCUCCGUAGCGCUGAGGGGGUCGUCCUUGGCUGUGGAUGAGGAUGGCGUGCUUCCCUUGGCCGAGCGCUUCUACAUCGAGGGGAAGUCUCCAAGCCCGUUCCAUUUCACGGCUUCUGCCGAGCUUGGCAACAUCUCCGCAGAGGGCACAGCAGGAAUGCAAGUCAACGGCAGCAAGUCGUUCUUGGAGGUGCGGAUGGAUUCUGUACAGGAUCUGCUGCAGUUGCUGGACGUUCGACAGGUCAGCUAUGUUCCGGUGCCAGAGUUUUGGGGUGAGGACAUGAUCUAUUUCCGUUUCGAGACCACCAUGAGUCCAAGUGUUGUGUCAGAUGUCGACACUACGACACACGAAUCCUCCUGGCUUGUGGAAGUCCGGCCUCAGCCCGACUUACCUAAAAUCGACGUCUACAACGGCAUCGAAGAGCGAGCGAUGGCAAACCAGCCACACCAUGUGAAUGCCAGUAUUCGUCAUGUGGACCUUGGUGCUGAGGCUGGAGCCGAGCAAUACUUGUAG